This is a messenger RNA of Melozone crissalis (California towhee), 612 nucleotides long. RefSeq names its product avidin-like. The coding region runs from base 40 to 489 and encodes 149 amino acids. The transcript has 4 exons. Gene Ontology annotation, molecular function: biotin binding. The record is from RefSeq and is a predicted model, not a curated record. Lineage: Eukaryota; Metazoa; Chordata; Aves; Passeriformes; Passerellidae.
CACAUCCCCAGGUCCAUCAGCUGUCUGCCUACUGCAGAGAUGGUGCAAGCAACUCCCUUGCUCCUCGUGCUCUUCCUGGCCCUGGGGGUUCAGGUCCUUGCUGUGAAAGAGUGCUCCCUGACCGGCCGCUGGAUCAAUGACCUGGGUUCCAAAAUGAGCAUCUCGCCGGUGAACAAAAAUGGUGGCUUCACUGGCUACUACCAUACGGCUGUGACAGCCACCUCCAACGAGAUCAAGAAAUCCCCACUGCAGGGAUCCAUGCAGAGGAGCCCUAACCAGGAGGGCCAGCCCACCUUUGGCUUCACCGUCAACUGGAGCUUUUCAGACUCCAUCACUGUUUUCACGGGCCAGUGCUUUGUGGAUGCUAAUGGAAAGGAGGUUUUGAAGACCAUGUGGCUGCUGAGGUCACAUGAGGAGACCAUCAAAAAUGACUGGAAAGCCACCAGGGUGGGCUUCAACGUCUUCACCCGCCCUCAGCCAGCAGAGUGAGGGGGCAGCAGCAGUGCCAGGGCUGUGCCCCUGCUCCUGCAGCACCACCUGCUUCUACCAAUGGAUCUUUGCUGUAAAACACCCACAGUCUCCUGUCAUGCUAUUGCAAAAUGUGCCAUAAAU